Molecule: messenger RNA, 5698 nt
Organism: Apodemus sylvaticus (European woodmouse)
Lineage: Eukaryota; Metazoa; Chordata; Mammalia; Rodentia; Muridae
Gene: Gpd2
Product: glycerol-3-phosphate dehydrogenase 2
Exons: 17
Coding region: 249-2432 (727 amino acids)
Biological process (GO): glycerol-3-phosphate metabolic process
Cellular component (GO): mitochondrion; glycerol-3-phosphate dehydrogenase (FAD) complex
Molecular function (GO): calcium ion binding; glycerol-3-phosphate dehydrogenase (quinone) activity
Source: RefSeq, a predicted model, not a curated record
CAUCCCACCCUUGCUGAUUGGACUUGGUCUUCUCCGCGGGUCCCGGUGCUAAAAUUCAGACCCGGGGUCCAGAGGCCUGGAGCUCCCACAGAACACGCUGGGGUAUCUGGGCCGAGAGCUGCAGGCCGAGUCCCUAGGGUCCCCCGACUCCUAGACGCCUUUCUAGGCCCAGGGAAGCCUGGCGACUGGGAGGAGCGGAGGAAGGGACUCCGGAUCUGAGGGCGCGCGACGCGUGAUCAGGCUGAACAAUGGCGUUUCAGAAGGCAGUGAAGGGGACUAUUCUUGUGGGCGGAGGAGCUCUGGCCACUGUUUUGGGACUCUCUCAGUUUUCUCAUUACAGAAGGAAGCAAGUGAGCUUGGCCUAUGUGGAAGCAGCAGAGUGCCUCACAGAGCCUGUGAACAGGGAGCCUCCUUCCAGAGAAGCGCAGCUCAUGACUUUGCGCAACACAUCCGAAUUUGAUGUCCUUGUCAUCGGAGGAGGAGCCACAGGAUGUGGCUGCGCACUAGAUGCCGUCACCAGAGGACUGAAAACAGCCCUUGUAGAGAGAGAUGACUUCUCAUCGGGGACUAGCAGCAGAAGCACUAAAUUGAUCCACGGUGGUGUGCGAUACCUCCAGAAGGCUAUCAUGAACUUGGAUGUUGAGCAGUAUAGGAUGGUGAAAGAAGCCCUUCAUGAACGUGCCAACUUACUAGAAAUCGCUCCACAUUUAUCAGCUCCGUUGCCUAUAAUGCUUCCACUUUACAAGUGGUGGCAGUUGCCUUAUUACUGGGUGGGAAUCAAGAUGUAUGAUCUGGUUGCAGGAAGUCAUUGCCUGAAGAGCAGUUACGUCCUCAGCAAAUCCAGAGCCCUCGAGCAUUUCCCCAUGCUCCAGAAGGACAAGCUGGUAGGAGCCAUUGUCUACUAUGAUGGACAACACAACGACGCACGGAUGAACCUCGCCAUCGCUCUCACCGCUGCCAGGUACGGGGCUGCCACGGCCAAUUACAUGGAGGUGGUGAGCUUGCUCAAGAAGACAGACCCUGAAACUGGGAAAGAACGCGUGAGCGGUGCCCGGUGCAAGGAUGUGCUCACAGGGGAGGAGUUUGACGUGAGAGCCAAAUGUGUUAUCAAUGCCACCGGCCCUUUCACAGACGCCGUGCGCAAAAUGGACGACAACAAUGUUGUUCCCAUCUGCCAGCCCAGUGCAGGGGUCCACAUUGUGAUGCCCGGGUACUACAGCCCCGAGAACAUGGGACUUCUUGAUCCUGCUACCAGUGAUGGCAGAGUUAUUUUCUUCUUGCCUUGGGAGAAGAUGACAAUUGCUGGCACCACUGAUACACCAACGGACAUCACACACCAUCCUAUUCCUUCAGAAGACGACAUUAACUUCAUCUUGAAUGAAGUGCGAAACUACCUUAGUUCCGAUGUUGAAGUGAGAAGAGGGGAUGUCCUAGCUGCAUGGAGUGGUAUCCGUCCCCUUGUUACCGAUCCCAAGUCUGCAGAUACUCAGUCCAUCUCUCGAAAUCACGUUGUGGAUGUCAGUGACAGUGGCCUCAUCACAAUAGCAGGUGGGAAGUGGACCACAUAUCGCUCCAUGGCAGAAGAUACUGUGAAUGCAGCUAUCAAGGUUCACAACUUGAAUGCAGGACCGAGUAGGACAGUUGGGCUCUUCCUCCAAGGAGGCAAAGAUUGGAGUCCCACGCUCUACAUCAGGCUUGUGCAGGACUAUGGGCUUGAGAGUGAGGUCGCACAACAUCUGGCCAAAACCUAUGGUGACAAGGCUUUCGAGGUGGCCAAAAUGGCAAGUGUGACUGGAAAACGGUGGCCCGUGGUUGGAGUGCGUCUUGUGUCAGAAUUUCCAUACAUCGAAGCAGAGGUGAAAUACGGGAUUAAGGAGUAUGCGUGUACCGCGGUUGACAUGAUUUCACGUCGCACCCGCUUGGCCUUUCUCAAUGUUCAGGCUGCAGAGGAAGCCCUGCCCAGGAUUGUUGAAUUAAUGGGCCGAGAAUUGAACUGGAGUGAAUUGAGGAAACAGGAAGAACUUGAAAUAGCCACGAAGUUUCUGUACUAUGAAAUGGGCUAUAAGUCUCGAACAGAACAGCUUACAGAUAGUACUGAAAUCAGCCUGCUGCCUUCAGACAUUGAUAGGUACAAGAAGAGAUUUCAUAAGUUUGAUGAAGAUGAAAAAGGCUUCAUUACCAUUGUUGAUGUUCAGCGUGUACUAGAGAGUAUCAAUGUCCAAAUGGACGAAAACACACUACAUGAAAUUCUCUGCGAAGUGGAUUUGAACAAAAAUGGACAGGUUGAGCUCCAUGAGUUUCUGCAGCUGAUGAGCGCAGUUCAGAAAGGAAGGGUGUCCGGAAGCCGACUCGCCAUCCUGAUGAAAACCGCCGAGGAGAACUUGGACCGCAGAGUUCCAAUCCCCGUGGAUCGAAGCUGUGGAGGAUUGUGAGUCUGACCAGUAAAUCCGCAACCAGCGAGCAUAGGAUGGCCAGCACUAUUGUACAACCAGAGAUGACUUAAACCACUCUAAAAUAGUGGCUAUUGUAGCUGCCUUUUUUUUUAAACAAACAAACAAUCAAGCAAGGGGAAAAAAAGCAAAGAAAGAAAAGGAAUAAGCAAACAAACAAAAAACACUGGAAAACAUUCCAAAACUUUAAAGAUGUUGGUGUGUUUGCCAACUUAUUUUGCCAAUACUUUAUUUGUAUUUGCCAUUCAGUCUAGCCUCUACAAAGUGCUUUUCUUAUUCUUUAGUGCACAUUGAUUUAAUGUUUUGUAUCCAUUUUGUAACCUGUCAGACUUGACACUCUGCCUGUCCAUUCAUUCAUUCAUUCAUUCAUUCAAAGUAGUUUUAGAGGCAGACUCCCUGUAGGUCGGAAAGAUACUAGAAAGAUUUCCUGAACACCCAGCUCGGGAGCUGGAGCCUGGAGAUAGCAUUUUUUUCUCUUUUUUCUAGAAAAUCACUUGACCUCUUGACAUUAUAAUAUUUUGGGAGACUUCUCAAUCCGGUCUUUCUACCCACCCCCUCCCAAUUAAUACUGCACACUUUUCUGUAUUGAGUAACUCUGGCUAGGUCUGGAGAGGGAAGACAAAGUUCAGAUCUGGUUGAGAUUUGGUUACAUUUCUAAAAGAGAAACUCCGAAAGCUUCCAGAUUUGCAGGCGUAAGAUAAAGACAGCGCUGACAUUUGCCGGGAGGUACCGUGAUAGCUGCUUCUCAGCAGUUCAUUUUCCCCCCAGGCACUGCUGGCUUUCUUUGACUAUUAUAGUUGCCAGAAAAAUCCUUGCUUUUUUUUUUUUUUACUUCAAAACCAGCAUUUGACUGGCAAGUUGGCUAUAAUGGGAUGAGACCAAAUCUUUCCAUUCCUCAUGAGAGUAAUGAUAGAACACAAUUUCCAAUCCCACAAGUCCCGAAGCUUGCAGCAUGUAGCAUUGUCAGGGUUCCUCUUGUCGGGGUGGCCAGUAGUGCUGGCAUUUGCAAAGAGAUAAUAAAAAAAAGAAUUGGGCAGACUUCCGUUAACUUUAAUUAUGAAAUUAAAAUAAGGCAUGCUACUUCAAUAUUGGAGGCCAGUCUGUUUGCCGAAGGCCUUUCUCUUUGUGUGCUCAAUGAAAAAAUUCUCUUUUUAACAAAAAAUAAAAUAAAAAUCAAAGACAUCAGACGUAUACAUACAUACAUAUACACACACACAAAUCAAACCUAAAAAAUCAGUGCCCAUUAAACUCAGCAAAUAGUUAACAGAAUAGAGAUGCCAGCUGGAAGAUGUUUUUGUUAUAUUCUGUUGGCAUUAUAACUAGUAAUCUUAAUACUUAUUAAUUGGCUUCCCUUUUCUGAAAUGACCAAUGAUUAGCUUCCUGUGCAUAGUAGGAAGUGUAGCCCCCCCACACCCUUCCCUCCCAGCAGUCUUUGUUGCACAGGCCGUGUCGUAGCUUUGUGAAUUGGUAUAUAAAACACUUUUGUGCUCCUAUCCUAGUUAUGCAAACAGUGUGUCUUUCUGCCUCCUUCAUUAUGGCUUAUGAGUCCACAUAUCAUAAUACAAGCUGGGAGGUUCUCAGCCCCCACCCACCCCACCCCCACCCCUGAACUAUGCAGAGACUGCCGGGAGAGACAGUUCAACUCAUUAUCAGAUGAAGUAUCGAUGCUCCCCCUUCUGUGUCAGGUUUCCCUGACACAGGACAAGUGAUGUCACAGCAGAUGUCACUGUGAAUUCUUUUCUUUCAAAGUGUCAAUUUUUUACACUGGUUUUUUAUUCUUUUUUUUUUUUUUUAAUAGAUGGAAGCAUUUGGCUUUGCAAUUUAGUGUGUUUUUCUAUCAUGACAAUAAAGUUCACUUUAUACCUCGUGACAGUGAAGUCGGCAGAAAAGCUGUCCUUAAGACAUCCCAGCUGAUAUAUCACAAUAUUCUACAUCACUACUCCCUUCCUCUCUCUCUCUGUCUCUCCCCCCUCUCUCUCUCUCUUUCUAGUUAGAUCAAGAUAACGGUGGCUUGUGUCAUCCUGAUUCUCUUACAGUAGGGACUGGGCUCAGAAUGUGACUUGCUUAGGCUGCUCUGUGCUGGGAAAGCAGCUCUUGUUUGUAUAUGCUUUGCUAUGAAUGUUCCCUUAUGGACAAAGGGAAGUGCCUGUGCUUCCUUUGAGCAUAUCUGCCUUGGCUUAGAGUCUGCUCCUUCUAAAACACGCUCCUUCACCCAUCCCACAGGCUCACGUGGGACAGGAACUACUUCUAUCACGUUCCUGUGAGUGAGGCACCCCUGCAUUUUUCUAUGAGUUGCCAACUAAACCUGUACAGGUUUUCAAAUUUUAAAUCCAAUUUAAGCAAAUAGGAAAGGACACAGGGGUAGAAGCCCCUUUAAAACUCAUUCAGAGAAUAAACCAUGUUUGAUUUGUCAUAUAAACCUGGUAUUUGUUGAUUUUGUUUGGAUGUGGGAGUGGGCAUGCGAGAUCAACCUUUAUCAUCAACUGAUUAAUUUCCUUUGACGGGAUUCAGGUGAAGGAAGCCCAUUUGUGCUGGAGAGCUGAGUAUGCCUUUAACUAGCCUCCGGCCCAGUUGUAAUAACAGCGAUAAUGCUGGAUUACUGGUUUAACUACGGUUGUCUGCCUCAAAGUCAUCUUGCUGCAUCUUCCUGCUCUCCAGUCUGUUCAUACCGAGUGUGACAGCAGAUCUCUGCUCUCAAGUGCAUGCUUGUAAUCUGCCUUAGGUUAUGCCUUGAUUUUGUCUAUUUCAAAACAUGUACAACAAAAAUGUUCCUUCUGAUUUUAACUCAGCACAAAUAGAGGUUGUCAUUGAUUUCUUUCCUCUUUCCCUCGAUUUUUUAUUUGUAAAGGUCUUUUUGCAUAUGAAUGUAAUCACACUGAUGACACUGAUGCUGUGAACUUGCACUGUGUUUUAUUUACUCUAGGGAGUAAAAAAAAUAAAAGAGCCCUACUAUGUAUAAGAAGACCAUCCGCUCUUAGCCAGUCCUGGUGCAGACGCACUUGCUGCAUGCUCUCUCUCCCUCUCAGUUUUAUGUAUUGUGUUGGGUUAUCGUUCUAGACUGGACUGUUAAAUGCCGUCUGUGAGGCUGGACUGUCACUUUUAUAACUGUCUUCGUAUUAUUUAUUACUUUUGAUAUACAGAAUGAGCUGCAUGCAUUUAUAGAGCAAUAAGAAGAUGUAUUUAAUGUGCCUUGUUUUUAACUGAGUAAGAGCUGAACGCAUGAAUCAAUAAAACUGAUUAAAGCCGUC